Messenger RNA from Parathielavia appendiculata, 657 nucleotides. RefSeq lists its product as uncharacterized. The record is from RefSeq and is a predicted model, not a curated record. Lineage: Eukaryota; Fungi; Ascomycota; Sordariomycetes; Sordariales; Chaetomiaceae. The transcript has 3 exons. Bases 1 to 657 code for a protein of 218 amino acids.
AUGUAUACGGCCCUUCGACUGAUUGUCAUAGGGUGCCAAUUCUCUGGGCUAGAAACGUUAGGCAUGGCUGUUGUCGACAAUCCAGUUUCGGCUUGGUACGGGCAUAUUCCGGUUCCCCGGAUGGUAAAGAAUCAGGUGAACCAUCUCCUAGAGUUAAGGAUGAUCGAACUCGAUCGAGAGAUCACCGGCGCUCUUAGCCGUCUUUCCAGAGACCGACGUCAGUGGAUUGUUGGUACCCUAGCAGUGUUCCUCCUCCUUCACAUCCGAGAGCUCGAUGCGGGACGGAUUAUUUAUUGGGCCCGAUACAAAGACUCUGCCGGUUUCUGGAUACACCCCUCUCGACCUUCAGCGCUUAUCGACGAGGGCGUCGCAUCCUGCAAUUCGUUGCUCCGGUAUUUUCACUGUUUUCUGGGCCGUCAGCCACUCUGCCAGAACUGGGACGAGGAACGCUCGCAGAGGCUGGUGGGUAAUGACGCAGAGCUUGUGGCCUCUAUCAAGGCACUGCAAUCCUGUGUAUCUAUGAUGAGGCAAGCAGGCUGGAUUGGCCGAAACGCAUCUCAGCUGUAUCAAGAUGGGCACCCUGACAGUGUGGGACUCACUAUUAGUUCGUUGAUCUUCACAGAGAUGGCGGAUGCGCAGGUGAAGAACUUCCAUUGA